GCCUGCUGUACUGUAAACUGCACAGUUCCUCUUAUUUCCUACCCUCUGUAAAGCACAACAGUUUUACUGUAUUUAGAUAUAGUUUCUUUUUAUUGUAGAUCUCCCGAGCACCCAAUAUUUAGGUUCUUCAAAUGGAUCGCUUAAAACAGCUGGAAGAUGACUCAAUACAUAAUAUGAGCCAGACAAGGGGACUGCCUGGUUUGCCCCCUUUGCCUCAAACAGAUACAGCGGGGCCUUCUGAACUCUAUAAGAUUGUUCUCCGGCACAGUAAGUACCCACCCAUCCUUCAGGACACAUGCGGGACCCUGGCGGUGCCCUACAAAGAGCAGCGCUACCACCGCACUCCUAGCGAGUCCAUUGGGAAUAACUACAGCCCAGCUGCUAGAUGCCUAAAAAUCCGUCACCUGCAUCGAAAGUCGCGGGUACCUGCUGAAGACCCGUCACCCGUAUCCCUAACCAGAGUGGUGUCUCCUGUUCUGAAAAAGGGAAACCUCAUGCCAAAGAUCAGGAAUCCAGUUUUUCUAUCUUCACACUCAGCUGGGAUUGCAAUGGCUUCCAGUAGCCGCCCCAUGACACCCAUUCAGCAGCUGGAUAUUAUUCGAAGCCAGGAGAUGCGUCUGUCAAGAGCAGGGGAAGAGCCAUCGGACAGGGACCUGGAAAGAUACAUGUAUUACAUCACGCAUGGAAUUAAGGACCACAUGCUGGUUGGCCAGCCUCCGCAGCAGGUUGAGAAUAUUCUGGAACUGCUCCCUGACUGUGCCCAAAACAGUGAAGACCUUCAGAAGCUACAGUCACAGCUUUUAGAGGAAGUGCAGAAAAGCUACCGUUUUAGUUUAAGGAAAAGCAUCGUGGAUUACAUCUUGAAAGAUCCACUGGAAAGGAAGCGCUUGUUCAUCCCCAGGACCCCGCGGCCGUUCCCAGUGAGGGUGAUCCGUGGGCCGGUUCCCUGGAGCAGAGCUUACAGGGAGGCUCACAGCUGGCAGGAGCAGCACCUCUUCACUGUCAACCCAAUGAUGCUGCAUCUGCAGGAGCUCUGGAUGGGCAGUUUUGCUUCUCUAAGGUUUGUAAGGUUGGAGGACCUUCUUUCUGCCAACCUCCCACUGCUCCCUGAAGACUUUGCUACUGAGCUCCGUAGACAGAGCCAAACAGCCAGGGACGCCCUGCUCAGCACAUGGCUGCCCAGAUGUGCCUCUCUCUUUAUCACUCAUAAAGACUGCUGGCUCACGCUGGUGCCCCCUAGUGAACUGGAGGCCCCAGGUUCCGCCCAGGAGUUCUUCUCCUGCGCAGCUGCCCUCAUGUCUCUGCAGCUGCGCAGCCUGGUCAUCGCCUCCUUGCAGGAGCUGCUGGACUUCUUCUUGCUGCACCAGGGGGGGAAUGACUUCGGCAAGGACUGCGAUCAUCUGAGCCUCACGCGGCCGCAGCUGCUCACCAUACAUGUAAAGGUUGAGGAGCCUCACAUUGUGUUCCAGCCCUGCUUGCAAGACUAUUGGGAGAUGAUUCACACGGGCUUCAUGGAGGUCAUCAGGAGCGCAGAGGGUCUGUCCAGGGUGGAAUGUGAGCUGUUUCCCGAGAUCCAGACACCUGACAUGACUCUCCGCACAGUCAGGCCAGAUGAGCUGCUGGUCACUGAGCUGGUGAACAGAACCAUGGAGGUCUUCCAGAAGAACAUAGAAGGACCCAAACGGUAUUUGAAUGUUUACGACAAAUUCAGCAGUCUACUUAACAGCAGUGCUAAUCAAGACGUCGAUUUCUUCCUUAAAGACAAGCAUUCUCUUGAAGUUUUCUCUCAGAAAAUUAAAAGCAUUGAGCAGCUGUGUGAAGAAAUCACCGGUCUGCGCAGCACUAUCCCCCUGGCUGCGUUCAGCCUGGAUGCCUCGGGCGUUAAUAAGGAACUUUGCAGUCGUGCUGAGAGGCUGAAAGAGAGGCUGGUCAUGUUCAAAGUGGAGGAGAACAGAGCGUUCAACAAAUGUAUCUGCCGACGCUAUGAGGAAAUAGCUGAGAUUAUUAGCGGGGUCCCAAGUAACACGGAGGAGCUGGUGACCCUGGACCAGUACCUGAAGCGCACCACCGAAGUAACUGUCCAUCAGCUGAGGGACGAAAUCAGUGAAGCGGUUAAACGGCUCCAUUUUCUGCUGGACUUUGCCACCUUCUCUAAUGAGGACUUGAAGCUGAACAGCAGCCUGUUCAGAUGGCCAGAGAAGAUCCUCCCCGUGUUUGAACUUAACAAAAGCCGCCUGGCCACAUGUAGGGAUCGCACUGAAGAUGUCAUCCUUACCAGGAUCUCCAAGUUUGUUCAGAAGCUACAGUCUAUCAGCAAAGAUGUUGAAGCAUUCAAAAGGAAGGAGCUAAUGAGCCUUGAAGAGAUGAAGCAUAAUGUGGAGAAACUGAGUGAAGUAGCAGCCUUUCUUGAUGCUGCAGUGGCGGAGCUCGAGGACAUAAAUAAGGAGGAGAAUCUCUUGGGAAAAGAACAGACCCAAUGCCUUGAUCUGCAGAGUCUUCUAGCCAACAAGCAACCCUAUGACCACCUCUGGACCACUGCCCUUAACUUCCAAAACAAAUCGGAGUUUUGGAUGAAUGGUCCUUUCGUAUACUUGAACGCCGAGGAGAUCUCUGAGGAGCUGGGCAACAUGUGGCGAACCAUGUACAAGCUGACCAAAAGUUUUGCGGACCUGCCUGGCCCCCGACGAGUUGCAGACAGCUUCAGGAUCAAGAUUGAAAAGUUCAAACAGCACCUCCCAAUACUUACCACCAUCUGCAAUCCUGGCAUCAAAGGCCGACACUGGGAAAAGAUCAGUGCCAUUGCGGGCUACACUGUGCAGCCUGAUGAGGACACGUCGCUGCUGAACAUGGUGGAGCUGGGCCUGUCCAAAUUUGCUGACAAGCUUGAGGAGAUCAGCGCUGAAGCCAGCAAGGAGUUUUCCCUGGAAAAAUCCUUGGACAAGAUGAGGUCAGAGUGGGCUGAACUUCGCUUUGUCUUCACCCCAUACAGAGACACGGGUACAAGCAUUGUGAGUGCAGUAGAUGACAUCCAGGUGCUCCUUGAUGAUCACAUCAUCAAGACCCAGACCAUGCGUGGUUCUCCGUUCAUCAAACCUAUUGAGACUGACUGUAAGCAAUGGGAAGAGAAGUUACUGCUGAUCCAGGACGUUGUUGAUGCCAAGCUGAAGUGUCAAGCCAGCUGGCUGUACCUGGAGCCCAUCUUUAGCUCAGAGGACAUCAUUGUCCAAAUGCCAGAAGAAGGCCGCAAAUUUGCCAUAGUUAAUAACCACUGGAAGGAGAUCAUUGCUGAAGCGGUAAAAGACCCCAGAGUGCUGGUAGCUACAGCCCAGCCCAACAUGCUGGAGAGAUUGAAGGCUUCCAAUGUGUUUUUGGAGGAAAUUCAAAAGGGGCUCAACACUUAUCUGGAGCAGAAAAGACUCUUCUUCCCAAGGUUUUUCUUCCUGUCAAAUGAUGAGCUUCUGGAGAUCCUUUCAGAGACUAAGGAUCCACUAAGAGUCCAACCUCACCUGAAGAAGUGCUUCGAAGGCAUCGCUAAGCUCGAGUUCACAGAGGACAUGGAGAUCACUGGCAUGAUCAGCUCUGAGAAGGAAACUGUUCCAUUCGUCCGAAAAAUCUACCCAGCUAAGGCCAAGGGCAUGGUGGAGAAGUGGCUGCAGCAGGUGGAGGAGGCGAUGCUGAGCAGUAUGAGAGCUGUCAUUCAUGAUGGAGUCAAAGAAUAUGUCCAGGUUCCGAGGAAGAAGUGGGUGCUGAAAUGGCCAGGACAGGUUGUCAUUUGCGCCUCUUCCAUCUUCUGGACCAGUGAAGUCUCAGAUGCCAUUGAGAAGAACAGUAUCUCUGCAUACUUGGAGAAAAGCAAUGCUCAGAUAGCUGACAUAGUGGAGCUGGUGAGAGGGAACCUGUCAGGGGGGGCACGUAUGACCCUGGGGGCUUUGACUGUCAUCGACGUUCACGCACGUGAUGUGGUUGCAAGGCUGGCCCAGGAUGGCGCUUCCUCUCUGAGUGACUUCCAGUGGAUUUCCCAGCUUCGGUAUUUCUGGGAAGAUGGUGACGUGCUUGUGCGCAUGAUCACCACCACCGUGAAGUACGGCUACGAGUACCUGGGGAAUUCCCCGCGUCUCGUCAUCACUCCGCUGACUGACCGCUGCUACAGGACACUAAUGGGAGCCCUGAAAUUGAACCUGGGAGGUGCUCCGGAGGGGCCUGCAGGAACUGGGAAGACAGAGACCACCAAAGAUCUGGCCAAAGCGCUGGCAAAGCAGUGUGUGGUCUUUAACUGCUCUGACGGCCUGGAUUAUAAGGCCAUGAGCAAGUUCUUCAAAGGCUUGGCGCAGUCGGGAGCCUGGGCCUGCUUCGAUGAGUUCAACCGCAUCGAGGUGGAGGUGCUGUCUGUGGUGGCCCAGCAGAUCCUCAGCAUCCAGCAGGCCAUUGCCCGCAACCUCAGGACCUUCCUGUUUGAGGGCACAGAGCUCUCACUGAACCCCACCUGCUCAGUCUUCAUCACCAUGAAUCCCGGCUAUGCCGGCAGGGCUGAGUUACCGGACAACCUCAAGGCCCUUUUCCGCACAGUGGCGAUGAUGGUGCCAGACUAUGGUCUUAUUGGCGAGAUCUCACUAUACUCAAUGGGAUAUAUUGAAUCCCGCAGUCUUGCGCAGAAAAUCGUGGCCACCUACAGACUAUGUUCGGAGCAGCUCAGCUCUCAGCAUCACUAUGACUACGGGAUGCGAGCAGUGAAGUCGGUCCUGACAGCAGCAGGGAGCCUGAAGCUGAAAUACCCCCAGGAGGACGAGAGCGUACUGCUGCUGCGAGCCCUGAUGGAUGUUAACAUGGCUAAAUUUCUGGCUCAAGAUGUGCCACUUUUCCAGGGUAUCAUUUCAGACCUCUUCCCAGGGGUAGUCCUUCCUAACCCAGACCAUGAGGUUCUUCUCCAGGCCAUUAAUGACAACAUGGCCAAGCUGCGACUUCAGCCCGUCCCCUGGUUCAUCGGCAAAAUAAUCCAGGUUUAUGAGAUGAUGCUGGUCCGUCACGGGUUCAUGAUUGUGGGAGAGCCCCUGGGUGGGAAGACCUCCGCCUAUGAAGUCCUUGCCGGAGCGCUCUGUGAUCUUCAUGAAGCCGAGCUAAUGGACGAAUUUGCAGUGGACUUCCGAAUCAUUAACCCCAAAGCCAUUACUAUGGGUCAGCUCUACGGUUCAUUUGAUCCCGUCAGCCAUGAGUGGUCAGACGGGGUGCUGGCCAACUCUUUCCGAGAGCAGGCCGUAUCCACAUCAGAUGACCGAAAAUGGAUAAUCUUCGAUGGUCCCAUCGAUGCUGUGUGGAUUGAAAAUAUGAACACUGUCUUAGACGACAACAAGAAGCUGUGUCUGAUGAGUGGUGAGAUCAUCCAGAUGAGCCCGAAGAUGAGCCUCAUCUUUGAGCCAGCAGACCUGGAGCAAGCUUCCCCAGCCACUGUCAGCAGAUGUGGUAUGAUCUACAUGGAGCCACAUCAGCUGGGCUGGGCCCCUCUAAAGGUCUCCUAUAUGGACACUCUACCAGACAGCUUGAGCUCAGAGCACAAAGAACUGGUCGAGGACUUGUUCAACUGGCUGGUGCAACCGUGCCUGGAUUUCAUUUACCGCGAGUGUCGCUUCCUUCUGCAGAGCUCUCCCACACACUUGGCCUACAGCCUGAUGAGGCUCUAUACUUGUCUUCUGGAUGAGAUUGCUGAGUCAGGAAGACACGGGGCGGAGUCAAUGUCCAGCCCACAAAUGACACUGUGGCUUCAAGGCCUCUUCCUUUUCGCUGUUGUCUGGAGCUUGGGGGGCACUGUUAAUGGAGAAAGCCGCAAGAAGUUUGAUGUCUUCUACCGUAACCUGCUGGAAGGCAGGAGCGCCGAACAUCCCCGGCCUAGAAGUGUAAAGCUAACAAAGAACAAUGUCUUCCCCGAAAGAGGAAUGGUCUAUGACUACUACUUCCACAAACAGGCAUCUGGACAAUGGAACAUGUGGACAGAUCGAAUCACAAAGGAGGAAUCCACCAUCUGUCCUGGGGCCAAUGUAUCUGAGCUCAUCAUACCCACCGUGGAAACUGCACGCCAGUCCUUCUUCCUGCACACGUACCUUGCCCAUGAGGUGCCCGUGUUGUUUGUUGGCCCUACCGGCACGGGCAAGUCCGUCAUCAACAACAGAUUCCUGCUCCAGCUUCCAAAAGAACAGUACAUCCCAAACUGCAUCAAUUUCUCCGCCCGCACCUCUGCUAACCAAACUCAGGACAUCAUUAUGUCUAAGCUGGACCGCAGAAGAAAAGGUGUCUUCGGUCCCCCGAUGGGAAAGAAGUGUGUGCUCUAUGUAGAUGAUCUCAACAUGCCUGCAAAGGAAAUUUACGGUGCCCAACCACCCAUUGAACUGUUACGACAGUGGAUUGACCACAGCCAUUGGUAUGACAAGAGGGACACUGCAAGGCUGGACAUAGUCGACGUUCUCUUUGUGUCUGCGAUGGCUCCCCCUGGUGGGGGUCGGACUGACAUUACAGGGCGAUUCACGCGGCACCUAAACAUCAUUGCUAUUGACUCCUUCGAUGAUGAGACCCUGACUAAGAUUUUUACAUCCAUCACCGACUGGCAUUUUGAGAAGGGCUUUGAUCCCUCUUUUCAAAGGCUGGGGAUGAUACUGGUGCAGGCUACCAAGGCCGUGUACAAGGAUGCCACAGGCCACUUCCUGCCCACCCCCUCGAAGUCCCACUACAUCUUUAACUUGAGGGACUUUGCCAGGGUGAUACGGGGCGUGCUUUUGUGCCCCCACUCCCAUCUGCAGGACAGAAACAAGCUGAUUCGAUUAUGGAUACAUGAGGUUUAUCGUGUGUUCUACGACCGUCUUGUAGACAACACAGACAGAGAAUUUUUUUUCAAUAUUGUCAAGGAGAGAACUUCUGGCAUUUUCAAGGAGAGCAUGGACAUGCUCCUCAGUCAUCUUGCCCUGGCUGGGAAAAUGACAGAUGAAGCCAUUCACAGUCUUUUCUUUGGGAAUUAUGCCACGCCUGACUCCGAUGUCAAGGCCUAUGAUGAGAUCACAGACCUUCAGCAGCUCUUGGCUGUGAUGGAGCUAUACCUGGAUGAGUUCAACCAUGUCAGCCAGGCACCCAUGUCAUUCGUCAUGUUCAAGUUUGCCGUUGAGCACAUCUCCCGGAUCUGUCGUGUGCUCCAGCAAGACAACGGUCACUUGCUGCUCGUGGGCAUAGGCGGUUCAGGCAGACAGAGUGCGACCAAGCUUAGUACCUUCAUCAGUAAUUAUGAACUCUUCCAGAUUGAGCUGACUAAAAACUAUGGGAUGACUGAGUGGAGGGAUGAUCUGAAAAAGGUAAUGCUACAAGCUGGCAUUCAGGGAAAGAGAACAGUCUUCCUGUUCAGUGACAGCCAGAUCAAAGAUGAGGCCUUUGUGGAAGAUAUCAAUAUGCUGCUCAACACGGCUGACAUACCUGAUAUCUUCCCGGCCGACGAGCGUGCAGACAUCAUAGACAAGGUGCAAGGUAUCGCACGGCUGGAGGGCAAGAAGAUCGAUCCCACACCUCUUUCCAUGUACAACCAUUUUGUUGAUCGAGUCAAAGCCAACCUACAUAUUGUACUAGCAAUGAGCCCAAUUGGGGAUGCCUUCAGGAACCGCCUGCGCAUGUUUCCCUCGCUGAUCAACUGUUGCACCAUUGACUGGUUCCAAGCCUGGCCCACUGAUGCACUUGAGAUGGUAGCAAACAAGUUCCUGGCAGAUGUGGAGUUAGACGAUGACGUCAGAAGAGAAGUGGUGGACAUGUGCAAAAUAUUCCAUGAGAGUGUGAGGGAAUUGUCAGAAAAGUACUUUUCUAGGCUAAGGAGGCAUAACUAUGUAACACCAACUUCCUACCUUGAACUUAUCCUCACCUUCAAAGUCUUGCUUCACUCAAAGAGAAAAGAAGUGGAUACUGCGAGAAACCGUUACCAACUAGGUUUACAAAAGCUGGAUUUUGCAGCCUCUCAGGUGUCGGUGAUGCAGCAGGAAUUAACUGCCUUGCAGCCAGAGCUGAUUAAGACAUCAGCUGAGACGGAAAAGAUGAUGGUUAAGAUUGAGAAGGAGACUGGUGAGGUGGAUGUUAAGAAGGAGCUGGUGUCGGCUGAUGAGACUGUGGCUAAUGAGGCAGCAGCUGCAGCCAAGGCCAUUAAGGAUGAGUGUGAAGGGGAUUUGGCAGAAGCUAUGCCUGCCUUGGAGGCUGCGUUAGCAGCCCUGGACACCCUGAAGCCUGCUGACAUCACAGUGGUGAAGUCCAUGCAGAACCCACCUGGACCAGUCAAGCUGGUCAUGGAGUCCAUCUGUGUUAUGAAGGGAAUAAAACCUGAAAGGAAGCCAGACCCUAGUGGUUCAGGUAAAAUGAUUGAGGACUACUGGGGUGCCUCAAAAAAAUUGCUUGGUGACAUGAAGUUCCUGGAGAGUCUGAAAGCAUUUGAUAAAGACAACAUCCCGGCAGCUAACAUGAAGAAGAUCAGGGAGAAGUUCAUCAACCACCCAGAUUUUCAGCCUUCCAUAAUCAAAAAUGUGUCAUCAGCCUGUGAGGGUUUGUGCAGAUGGGUGCGGGCCAUGGAGGUGUACGAGCGUGUGGCCAAGGUAGUGGCUCCCAAAAAGGAGCGUCUGAUAGAAGCAGAGGAGGAGCUUGCGGUGCAGAUGCAAAAUCUGACAGUGAAAAGAGCAGAGCUGAAGGAGGUGGAGGACAGGCUCCAGGCCUUGAAUGACACCUUUAAUACCAUGACCAAGAAGAGGAAGGACCUGGAAAGAAACAUUGAACUGUGCUCACAGAAACUGAUCCGAGCAGAGAAGUUAAUCGGCGGUCUUGGUGGGGAGAAAGACCGGUGGACAGAGGCUGCCAGAAUCCUGGGGGUGCAGUAUAUUAACCUUACUGGUGACGUGCUGCUAUCUGCGGGCAUGGUGGCCUAUCUGGGGGCUUUCACAGUGGAUUACCGCACAGAGUGCCAAAAGAAGUGGCACUUACUCUGCGAGCAGAAGCAUAUCCCAUGCUCACAAGAAUUCUCCCUCAGCAGUACAAUGGGGAAUCCAGUAAUGAUUAGAACAUGGCAGAUAGCAGGCCUGCCUGUUGACUCUUUUUCCACAGACAAUGGAAUCAUUUUGUCCAAGUCCCGCAGAUGGCCUUUGAUGAUAGACCCCCAGGGUCAGGCAAACAAAUGGAUCAAGAACAUAGAGAAGGCUAACAAGCUAGUUGUCAUUAAACUCUCAGAUGGAAACUAUGUGAGGACUCUAGAAAAUGCUAUCCAGUUUGGGAUUCCUGUCCUGCUGGAAAAUGUUGGAGAGGAGUUGGAUGCUGUGCUGGAACCGGUGUUACUAAAGCAAACUUUCAAACAGCAAGGAGUGGAGUACAUGAAGCUUGGGGAGAAUAUAGUGGAAUACUCCCAAGACUUUGUGUUUUAUAUGACCAGUUGUCUCAGGAACCCACAUUAUCUACCUGAGAUUGCAGUCAGGGUCUGCUUGUUGAAUUUCAUGAUCACCCCUCUAGGGUUGGAAGACCAACUCUUGGGCAUUGUGGCCGCUAUGGAGAAACCUCAACUUGAAGAGAAGAAAAACCAGCUAAUUAUUGAGAGUGCUGCAAAUAAGAAACAGCUGCAAGAGAUUGAGGAUAAAAUUCUGGAGGUGCUGUCUUCUUCCCAGGGCAAUAUCCUAGAGGAUGAGACUGCAGUCAAAGUUCUCUCCUCCUCUAAGGUACUCUCAGAAGAAAUCUCAGAAAAACAGAAGAUUGCCAGCAUUACAGAGAAAGAGAUAGACGGUACCCGGAUUGGAUACCGCCCAGUUGCAAAGCAUUCUUCCAUCCUUUUUUUCUGCAUUUCAGAUCUUGCUAACAUUGAGCCCAUGUACCAGUACUCACUGACAUGGUUUAUAAACCUCUAUAUGCAGUCAAUUGCUCAGAGUGUGAAAAGUGAGGACCUUAACACUAGGAUUGUGCAUAUAAUUGAACACUUUACAGUCAGCAUCUACAACAACGUGUGCCGGUCACUCUUUGAGAAAGACAAGCUUCUCUUCUCUUUGCUGCUGACAGUGGGAAUCAUGCAGGGUGAAGGUCAAGUGGACAAUGAGGUGUGGCGAUUCCUCUUAACAGGGGGAAUUGCACUGGACAAUCCACAGCCAAACCCGGCCCCUGAAUGGUUAUCAGACAAGUCCUGGUCGGAGAUUGUACGAGCCUCGAAACUCAGGAAUCUUAACGGACUUUCUGAGCAUGUGCGGCACAACAUACACGACUGGAAGAAGAUCUAUGAUUCCAGCAAACCACAUGAGGAGAAACUGCCAGACCAGUGGGCCUCCUUGGUUGGGAUGGACCGCAUGGUGGUGCUCCGUUGCAUUAGACCUGAUAAACUGGUGCCUGCUGUGCAGGACUUUAUCAUAGAAAAUAUGGGCGGGAACUUUGUCGAGCCACCAACCUUCGACUUGGCUGGCAGCUACAGGGAUUCCAGCUGCUGCUCUCCCUUGAUAUUUGUGCUUUCUCCUGGGUCUGAUCCCACAGCCGGUUUGUUAAAGUUUGCGGAUGAUCUGGAAAUGGGCGGGAGCAGGACUCAGACCAUCUCUUUGGGCCAGGGCCAAGGUCCCAUUGCCACCAGGAUGGUCGAGGCGGCCAUUAAGGAGGGCACAUGGGUGGUGCUGCAGAACUGCCACCUUGCCACUAGCUGGAUGCCCACACUGGAGAGGAUCUGCGAGGAGGUGAUCACACCUGAAAACACCAACCCGAGGUUCAGGUUAUGGUUGACCAGUUACCCUUCGGACAAGUUUCCCGUCAGCAUUCUACAGAAUGGAGUGAAGAUGACCAACGAGCCUCCCAAAGGCCUGCGUGCUAACCUUCUACGUUCAUAUCUUAAUGACCCCAUCUCUGACCCCGCCUUCUUCGGCGGUUCCCAGAAACAGGAGGUCUGGCAGAAGCUGUUAUUUGGUCUGUGCUUCUUUCAUGCUCUCGUGCAGGAGAGGAGGAACUUUGGGCCACUUGGAUGGAACAUUCCCUAUGAAUUCAAUGACUCUGAUCUGCGAAUCAGCAUGAGGCAAAUCCAGAUGUUCCUGGAUGAAUAUGAUGAGAUCCCUUUGGACGCUCUGACUUACCUAACUGGUGAGUGUAACUAUGGAGGAAGGGUCACAGAUGACAAAGACAGGCGGCUGCUGCUCUCCUUGCUGUCUAGCUUCUAUUGUAAAGAAUUAAUUGACCAGGAUCGGUACUACUUGACAGAAGGAGACCUUUACUUCAUCCCCCCUCAUGGUCCCUACCAGACCUAUGUAGAUUAUAUCCGCAACUUGCCCAUCAGCGCUGACCCUGGGGUGUUUAGGCUGCACAGCAAUGCUGACAUCACGAAAGACAACCAGGAGGCCAAUCAGCUACUAAGUGGAGUGCUGCUUACAUUACCCAGGCAAUCAGGCAGGGGGGUCAAGUCUCCUCAGGAAAUAGUUAAUGAGAUGGCAGAUGACAUCCUGUCUAAACUGCCAGCAGAUUUUAAAAUGGAGAUGGUGAUGAAAAAGUAUCCUGUGAUCUAUGAGGAGUCCAUGAACACGGUUUUGAGACAGGAGCUAAUCCGCUUUAACAGACUGAUUGGCGUGGUGCACGGCAGCCUGGUAAACAUCUGCAAAGCCCUGAAAGGCCUGGUAGUGAUGUCAGCUGAACUGGAGAAUGUCUUUAACAGCAUGUUAGUGGGAAUGGUGCCGGCCAUGUGGGCUGCAAAGUCAUACCCCUCCCUCAAACCGCUGGGCAGCUAUGUCUCUGACUUCCUGGCCAGACUACAGUUUCUACAGGACUGGAUAGACUACGGACCUCCCAGUGUCUUCUGGCUAUCUGGAUUUUACUUCACACAGUCCUUUCUCACAGGGGUGUCUCAGAACUUUGCUCGUAAAUACAGCGUCCCAGUUGAUUACGUUGGAUUCGAGUUUGAGGUGACUGAGCAGGAGACACACAUGACGGAGAAGCCUGAGGAUGGCGCUUACGUGACGGGCCUUUUCUUAGAGGGAGCACGCUGGGACCGAGACCACAUGGUGAUUGGAGAGUCCCUCCCCAAGAUUCUCUUUGACCCCCUGCCCAUAAUCUGGCUAAAGCCAGGGAAGAUGGCCACCUUUCUCCAUGAGAACACCUACGUCUGCCCAGUUUACAAGACUAGUGCCCGCCGGGGAACACUCUCCACUACGGGCCAUUCCACAAACUAUGUCCUGUCCAUGGAGCUGCCCUCCGACCGGCCAUGGCAGCACUGGACCAACCGGGGCGUAGCAUGUCUCUGCCAGCUCGAUGACUAGCGCCUCCCUCCUGACACAGUGCAACUGUCACAACGGCCAUCAAUAACCCUGAAAGCAUGUUACCCUGUUUAAGCACAUGACCAGUACAUUAGCAC
Molecule: messenger RNA, 12352 nt
Organism: Paramormyrops kingsleyae
Lineage: Eukaryota; Metazoa; Chordata; Actinopteri; Osteoglossiformes; Mormyridae
Gene: dnah3
Product: dynein axonemal heavy chain 3
Biological process (GO): microtubule-based movement
Cellular component (GO): dynein complex
Molecular function (GO): ATP binding; ATP hydrolysis activity; dynein light intermediate chain binding
Source: RefSeq, a predicted model, not a curated record